This is a messenger RNA of Apodemus sylvaticus (European woodmouse), 1086 nucleotides long. RefSeq names its product pyrimidinergic receptor P2Y4 (gene P2ry4). Gene Ontology annotation, biological process: transepithelial chloride transport; G protein-coupled receptor signaling pathway. The record is from RefSeq and is a predicted model, not a curated record. The transcript has a single exon. Gene Ontology annotation, cellular component: plasma membrane. Bases 1 to 1086 code for a protein of 361 amino acids. NCBI's taxonomy places the organism in Eukaryota, Metazoa, Chordata, Mammalia, Rodentia, Muridae. Gene Ontology annotation, molecular function: G protein-coupled purinergic nucleotide receptor activity; G protein-coupled UTP receptor activity.
AUGACCAGUGCAGAAUCCUUGCUAUUCACAUCACUAGGUCCCAGCCCAAGUUCUGGAGAUGGUAAAUGUAGGUUUAAUGAGGAGUUCAAGUUCAUCCUGUUGCCUGUGAGCUAUGCAGUUGUCUUUGUGCUGGGCCUGGCCCUCAAUGCCCCGACCCUCUGGCUGUUCCUCUUCCGCCUUCGACCCUGGGAUGCAACAGCCACUUACAUGUUCCAUUUGGCAUUGUCAGACACCUUGUAUGUCCUGUCACUGCCCACCCUCGUCUACUACUAUGCCGCCAGAAACCACUGGCCCUUUGGCACUGGCUUCUGCAAGUUCGUCCGCUUUCUCUUCUAUUGGAACCUCUACUGCAGCGUCCUUUUCCUCACCUGCAUCAGUGUGCACCGCUACCUGGGCAUCUGCCACCCUCUGCGGGCAAUACGCUGGGGCCGCCCUCGAUUUGCAAGCCUUCUCUGCCUAGCUGUUUGGUUGGUAGUAGCUGGCUGCCUCGUGCCCAACCUCUUCUUUGUGACAACCAGUGCCAAUGGAACCACCAUCCUGUGCCAUGACACUACUCUACCAGAGGAGUUUGACCACUACGUAUACUUCAGUUCAUCAGUCAUGGUGCUUCUCUUUGGCUUUCCCUUCUUGAUCACUCUGGUCUGCUAUGGACUAAUGGCCCGGCGACUGUAUCGACCUUUGCCAGGAGCUAGACAGUCAUCUUCUCGGCUCCGUUCUCUCCGCACCAUUGCUGUGGUGCUGACUGUCUUUGCUGUCUGCUUUGUGCCUUUCCACAUCACCCGCACAAUUUAUUACUUGGCAAGGCUGUUGAAAGCUGAAUGCCAGGUGCUGAACAUUGUCAAUGUGGUUUACAAAGUGACUCGUCCCCUGGCCAGUGCUAAUAGCUGUCUUGAUCCAGUGCUCUAUCUGUUCACCGGGGACAAGUACCGAAACCAGCUCCAGCAGCUAUGCAGAGGUAGCACACCCAAGCCCAGAACAACUGCCUCCUCCCUGGCCUUGGUGACGCUACAGGAAGAGAGCAUCAGCAGGUGGGCGGACACCCACCAAGACAGCAUCUUCCCUGCUUAUGAGGGUGACCGAUUGUAA